Messenger RNA from Cooperia oncophora, 1059 nucleotides. The record is from the annotation of a GenBank genome assembly. Lineage: Eukaryota; Metazoa; Nematoda; Chromadorea; Rhabditida; Trichostrongylidae.
AUGCAGUCGAUGCUUUCAAAGUAUGCAGGAACCAGUAAGGCUCACAGAGACGAGUCAAACGGCGACUGGCAGAAGCGAACCGUUGACCUGCGAACUGGUGCAAAUGUGGUUAGCUGGACGGUAACGAACAGCGCUGGAUCGAAGGCACCAUCGGAGCCAAUUCGAAUCUCGAGAAUUGACAUUCUUGGUUUGGCAUUCACCCGAGAAUGCUCACUGUGCCCUCCGGGCACGUCAUCUGAUGGUGGUGCGGCUGAAUGUACACCAUGUGGUCCGGGAUUUUAUGCUCCUAAAGGGGCCGCAAAGUGUGGACGAUGUCCACAGACCCAUUAUUCAGGUCCGAAGGCCGAGCGCUGUAUGGAGCGUCCAGCAUGUCGCCCAACGGACUAUUACCCUGUGACUGAACCUUGUACAAAUGGGACCACACGUACCUCUUACAAGAAAGUACAGCCAGCUGUGUGUCGUGCUGACGUGUUGGGUGCUGCUACGAUGCCUGCGUCAAGCGCUACAAGAGCCUGUCCACCAUGCAAUCCCGGUAUGGCCAAGGAUGCCAACGGCAUCUGUGUAUUUUGUCCUCCAGAUCACUAUUCACAGGGAGACGCCUGUAAACGCUGCCCCGUUGAUACUGUACCCAACUAUGGCUAUGAAUACGUUGCAUGGGACACUAUUCCACCCAAUAUUGUCACUCGCUGCGAGUACAUUAGUGAAGAAGUUAACACGUAUGUGAUAUCGAGAGCGGUGGAUGCAUCAGCACAGCCCUUGUCGCUCCUUCUGUGCAAAAGUAAAAUAUUCAAUCAAAUUACCAAGGUUUUCAAUCCCAUGGCUCCACCCGAUCUUCUGGCGUCUCCUCAGGCACCAGUCGCACACUUUUCUAUAGUUUUUGAGACCAACUGCGCUGACAGCUCAUGUGUGCUGUACGUGAUUGAGAGUCCGAUGGAGCACACAAAAACGUCACAGUAUCGUUUCUUAGCUGCUUUCAAUGGAAGUCAGCCACGACGGGUAUGGUCGCACAGCAUCCUCAAACGAAGCAGUGCCAGAUUCAUGGUGAGCGCUUUCUGCUAA